AUGCCACUCGUUGUCCCAGGAAUCAACAGCUCAUUUGGCGAUAAGUCCGAGUGGGUCAACAAGCUGAUGGGCAAGACGAUCAGCGACACUACUAAUGAGACAUCUUUUGCAAAGAAGGAUCUUCCUGAAUCUCACCGGGUGUUGAAGCCAGGUGACGCGAAGACCAUGGAUCACAAUCCAAACAGACUUAACAUCCUUGUUGAUGAUGCUGGAGAGGUGCAUGAUGUGAACUACGGUUAG
Messenger RNA from Penicillium roqueforti, 240 nucleotides. RefSeq lists its product as uncharacterized. The coding region runs from base 1 to 240 and encodes 79 amino acids. NCBI's taxonomy places the organism in Eukaryota, Fungi, Ascomycota, Eurotiomycetes, Eurotiales, Aspergillaceae. The record is from RefSeq and is a predicted model, not a curated record. The transcript is spliced from 3 exons.